Messenger RNA from Lotus japonicus, 1160 nucleotides. RefSeq lists its product as uncharacterized. The transcript is spliced from 5 exons. Gene Ontology annotation, molecular function: serine-type endopeptidase activity. Gene Ontology annotation, cellular component: membrane; mitochondrial inner membrane peptidase complex. Lineage: Eukaryota; Viridiplantae; Streptophyta; Magnoliopsida; Fabales; Fabaceae. The record is from RefSeq and is a predicted model, not a curated record. Bases 331 to 867 code for a protein of 178 amino acids. Gene Ontology annotation, biological process: mitochondrial respiratory chain complex assembly.
UUUAAAGUUAAUUAUAGGUUGGUUUUAAAUCUUUAAUCAAAUUAUGAGCAUAUUUUUCACCAUCGCAACCUUUGAGCGGGUUUGGGGUCAAUUUGGCUACUAGAGCUGAUAUUGACAAAUCUCACUUGGGCACUUCGCUGUUGCUCAUCACACUCUUCAGGAAACCGUGUCCAGUUCAAGUCAAAGUGUUAUAAACAGUGAUAACUACAAUAAAGCAUAGCACCGUUCUCCUCUCUCCUUUGUUGUUCGGUAUGUAAUCUCCCCUCUUAUGUUGUGGAAAGCAGGGUUCAGAUGGAUGAUACUUUUUGACAUAUAUAUGCACCUAAACAUAUGGGGCCAAGCGGCUUUCUGUGGAAUUUUACUAAAAAGUUUGUCACAUUUGGGCUCAUAUCUGUGACUGUGUCCGAUCGUUACAUGACUGUUGUUCCUGUUCGAGGUGGCUCUAUGUCUCCCACAUUCAAUCCUAAAACUCACUCUUUGAUGGGAGGUGUUUCUGUUGUUUGUGCUGCAGAUGACUAUGUCUUUGUUGAAAAAUUUUGCCUUCAGAAGUACAAGUUUUCACAUGGUGAUGUGGUGGUCUUUCGCUCCCCAUUGAAUCACAAGGAGACACACAUAAAGAGAAUAAUUGCAUUACCUGGUGAAUGGAUUGGCGCUCAUCAUAACUAUGAUGUGCUGAAGAUUCCAGAAGGACAUUGUUGGGUUGAGGGAGACAAUGCAGCUUCUAGCUUGGAUUCAAAAUCAUUUGGACCUAUUCCUUUGGCUCUCAUUCGAGGAAGGGUUACCCAUGUCGUGUGGCCUCCACAAAGAAUAGGAGCUGUCAAGAGUACUCCACCAGAAGGAUUAUCUCCUUCUAUAGUUGGAUCCUAAUGUUUUUGUGUGGCCUCCUCAAAGAAUAGGUGGCGAGAGAAGAACUACACAAGAAGUAUUUAUCUUCUGAUCUGUAUUAAUGUUGUUCCCUUGGGUGGGAAAAACCAUUCUUUAUUCAAUUUUGUCAUUGUGAAGAGGAGAGUGAGUAACCUAUUUGUUGAUUGGAUUAGUUGAGGCCUUGAAUCCUUCAAAUGUUGAUUACAUUCUGAGCUAGGUAACAUCCAAAGUUGAUACAAACAAGAUAAAUCAUAUCUUAAUUGCACCUUUUUAAGCAGAAAAGAUUAAGAUUGCAA